Messenger RNA from Durotheca rogersii, 1003 nucleotides. RefSeq lists its product as uncharacterized. NCBI's taxonomy places the organism in Eukaryota, Fungi, Ascomycota, Sordariomycetes, Xylariales, Xylariaceae. Bases 233 to 1003 code for a protein of 256 amino acids. The record is from RefSeq and is a predicted model, not a curated record. The transcript has 2 exons.
CAUCGCGCAACUGAUCUGAUUAUUCGCUCGUUCCUGUCUAUCUCGUCGUUCGCUUUGACUCCCUCCCGCUCGCUUCUCUCAUACUUUCGAAAGAAAGGCAAAAAGUAAAACGACCCCGGGCCUAUCCACCUACCUACCUCCAUCCAAGGCCGCUAUACCGUCUUGGGAGGGAAAGAAAUAAGAGAGAACGGCAGAGACGACGACGACUUCGGAACGCGAAGCUACCCGCAAAAUGUUCUUCUCGCGCACCAAGACCGUGGCCGUGUUGGGCCUCGCCGCCAUCUCGGGCGCGGCGGCCGGGGAAUACCCGUCGGAGGGCUACCCGGCGGAAGGGUACCCGGCGGAGCCGGUGCAGCCGCAGGGCAGCAGCAGCGUCGCGGUGCUGGAGAGCUCCGCGCCGGCGCCGUACGCGAGCAGCAGCGCGGUGCCCUCGGUCGCGGCGGAGCCCAGCGCGCCGCCGCGCGUGUACUACAGCUACUUCAACACGACGGUGACGACGACCGUCGUGGUGGAGGCGCUCACCACGGUAUGUCCGCUCGCCACUGUGCUCACCUACGGCGACGUGCCCUACACCGCGACCGAGGGCGAGACCGUCACGGUCGAGGGCUGCCCCUGCACCGUCGAGAAGGUCAUCCCGACCCUCGCCUCGACCCCGUACCCCCCCGGCGUCACCCCCGCCGACGUCGCGCCGGGCCCCGUCUCCGAGCGCCCGCACCCCUCGCCCUUCGCGACGCCGUAUCCCGCUCCGGCUGCGCACCCGAGCCCCGCGCCUCGCCCUGCCCCGGCCCCGGCGCCCGCUCCCGCCGCCGUCUCGCCCGCCGCCCCUUACCCCGUUGCGCCCCACCCGCAGGGCGGCCACGCCGCGCCCACCGCCGGCGUCCCGCGCUACAGCGCCACCCCUGCCCCCCAGCCCUCCCACAUCCAGGUCGCCGGCGCUCCAGUCCGCUCCCCGACCGGGCUCUUCGCCGCCUUCGCUCUGUUCCUCGGCGCCCUCGCCCUGUGA